CAGACCCGGAAGUGGCGGACCCGGAAGUGGAUAGCGCGAGGCCGCCGGUGCGCUCUGGCAAAUCUUUCCUGAGAAGGAAGCCCAAAGGAAGAGGAAAAAAAGAGAAUGGCUCUUUCCCAGGAACUAUUUACUUUCAAGGAUGUGGCCAUUGAAUUCUCUCAGGAGGAGUGGGAAUGCCUGGGCCCUGCUCAGCGGAAUUUGUAUAGGGAUGUGAUGUUGGAAAACUACAAGAACCUGCUCUUCUUGGAUGAGAACAACUUCCCUCCAGAAGUCGGUAACUGCCCAUAUAUUCCUUCUGAAUUCGCAAACAAGAGAUUAUCACUGAAAGAAGCUAUGAAUAAAGGGAAAUUAUACCAUCUGGUGGUCUUGGAAGGAAAUGAAAGUCAUAGCAUCAAAACUAUUGAUCUCAAGGAUUCCUGGAAAAAUAUGCAGGAGUGUGACAGCCAGUGUGAACAUGAUGAAAGAAAUCACAGAGCAGUGCCUUUGACUUAUAGCAAAAAUCUCACUCAUAGAAAAGAUCAACAGCAUAAUAAAUCCUCCAUUAUUUUUCCACUAAAGCAUAGUGUUUCCGUAAGGGACUGUGCAUACCAGUACUUCUUACAUGACAAACCAUGUAUGAGGAAUGUGCUAAAACUGAAAAGUAACUUCAGUUAUACCAGAGACAAGUAUGUGAAGUGUUUUGAAAAUAGGAUGGGAUUAAGCUUGCAGGCACAUCAGACUGAAGUACCUAGGUUUCAAAAUGAGAAAACUUACGAAUGUCAUCAGGUUCAAAAGUCUGUCAACAAUGGUUCUUCAGUUUCACUACAUCAAAGACUUUGUCCUAAUGUCAAAAACAUCUGUAAUAAGCAUAGGAGGAUUUUAAAAUACCCUUUAUUACCACAAUAUGGGAGAACACACACCAGAGAAAAAUCUUACAAAUGUCAUGACUGUGGAAAGGUGUUUAGCAAAAGUUCAAACCUCACUAAUCAUCGGAGAAUUCAUUCUGGACAGAAACCUUACAAAUGCAAUGAAUGUGGCAGAGCCUUUAAUCAGUGUUCAAACCUCAGUAGGCAUCGCAGAGUCCAUACAGGAGAGAAGCCAUAUAAAUGUAACAUAUGUGGCAAGGUCUGUAGCCAGAAUUCAAACCUUACCAAUCAUCAGAGAAUGCAUACUGGAGAGAGGCCUUACAAAUGUCAGGAAUGUGGUAAGGGUUUUAUCCAGCGCUCACACCUUUGGGGUCAUGAGAGAAUUCAUACUGGAGAGAAGCCUUACAAAUGUCACGAAUGUGGCAGAGCCUUUUCUGAGCGUUCAAGCCUCACUCAACAUAAGAGAAUCCAUACUGGAGAAAAGCCUUACGUGUGUAAUGAGUGUGGCAAAGCUUUUAAGCAGUGCUCACACCUCACUAGACAUCAAAAUGUACAUCCUGGAGAGAAACCACACAAAUGUAAUGUGUGUGGCAAGGCUUUUAUUCAAAAUUCAAGUCUCGUGGAGCAUCAGAGAAUUCACACAGGAGAAAAACCUUACAAAUGUGACAGAUGUGAUAAAGCUUUUAUCAAGCGUUCACACCUUUGGGGUCAUCAACGAACUCAUACUGGUGAGAAGCCACACAAAUGUGAUGAAUGUGGUAAAGCCUUUGCUGAGCGUUCAAACCUUACUCAACAUAAGAAAAUCCAUACUGGAGAGAAACCUUAUAAAUGUAAUGAGUGUGGGAAAGCUUUUAAUCAUCGUUCAAACCUGUUAACCCAUCAGGUAAUCCACACUGGAGAGAAAACUUACAAAUGUGAUGAAUGUGGCAAGUCAUUUAGAGCACGCCUGAGCCUUAGUAGACAUCAGGUAAUCCAUCCUAGAGAAAAAGUUUACAAAUGUAAUGAGUGUGGCAAGGUCUUCAGUCAAAUUUCACACCUUGAAAGUCAUCAAAGAAUUCAUACUGGAGAGAAACCUUACAAAUGUAAUGAGUGUGGCAAGGUCUUCAGUCGCAGCUCACACCUUGCACAUCACUGGAGAAUUCAUACCGGAGAGAAACCUUACAAGUGUAUUGAGUGUGGCAAAGUCUUUAGUGUACGCUCCGUCCUCAAUAACCAUCUGGUCACCCACAGUGGAAAAAAACCUUACAAAUGUAAUGAAUGUGGCAAGGUCUUUGCUCAAAAUUCAAACCUCACAACACAUCAAAGAAUUCACACUGGAGAAAAACCUUACAAAUGUAAUGAAUGUGGAAAGGUCUUCAAUCACAAGUCAUCCCUCGCAAAACAUCACAUAAUUCAUACUGGAGAGAAACCUUACAAAUGUAAUGAAUGUGACAAGGCUUUCAGUCGCAACUCACACCUUACAACUCAUCAAAGAAUUCACACUGGAGAGAAACCUUACAGAUGCAAUGACUGUGGCAAGGUCUUCAGUCACAAGUCAUCUCUCUCAAAGCAUCACAGAAUCCAUACUGGAGAGAAACCUUACAAAUGUAAUGAAUGUGAUAAGGUUUUCAGUUGCAAUUCAACUCUUGUAAGACAUUGGAAAAUUCACAGUGGAAAGAAACCCUACAAAUGUAAUCAUUGUGACAAAAUCUUCAGCUACACCUCUUCUCUAGCACAUCAUCGGAGAAUUCAUACUGGGGAGAAGCCUUACAAAUGUAUUGAGUGUGGUAAGGCUUUUUUCAGACGUUCUUACCUUUUAGUUCAUGAGAGACAUCAUACUGGAGUGAAACCCUAUAAAUGUAAUGACUGUGGCAAAGUCUUCACUCAGAAUUCACAUCUUAUAAGUCAUCGGAGAAUUCAUACUGGAGAAAAACCAUAUAAGUGUAAUGAGUGUGGCAAAGCUUUUAGUAUUCGUUCAAAUCUAACUAACCAUCAGGUUAUCCACACUGGAGAGAAACCCUACAAAUGUAAUGAAUGUGGUAAGGUCUUCAGUCAAACUUCAAGCCUUGCAAUUCAUCGGAGAACUCACACUGGAGAAAAACCUUACAAGUGUAAUGAGUGUGGCAAAGUCUUCAGUUCACACUCAAACUUAAAUACCCAUCAGAUAAUCCAUCGUGGAGAAAAACCUUACAAGUGUUAUGAAUGUGGCAAAGUCUUCACUCAGAAUUCACACCUUGCGAAUCAUAGGAGAAUUCAUACUGGAGAGAAACCAUACAAAUGUAAUGAGUGUGGCAAAGCUUUUAGUGUGUAUUCAAGCCUUACCACCCAUCAGGCAAUCCAUACUGGAGAAAAACCUUAUAAAUGCAAUGAAUGUGGCAAGGUCUUCACUCAGAAUUCACACCUUGCAAGUCAUCGAGGAAUUCAUACUGGUGAGAAACCGUACAAAUGUGAUGAAUGUGGCAAAUUCUUCAGUCAAACUUCAAAUCUUGCAAGGCAUUUGAGAGUUCAUACUGGAGAGAAACCUUAUAAGUGUAAUGAGUGUGGUAAAUCUUUCAGUGUGCGUUCAAACCUAAUUGCCCAUCAGGUAAUUCAUACUGGUGAGAAGCCUUACAAAUGUAGUGAAUGUGGCAAGGUGUUCAGUCAAACUUCAAGUCUUGCAAUUCAUCGGAGAAUUCACACUGGAGAGAAACCUUACAAGUGUAAUGAAUGUGGCAAAGCUUUUAGUUCUCAUUCAAAUCUAAAUACUCAUCAGAUAAUCCAUCGUGGAGAAAAGCCUUAUAAAUGUAAUGAUUGUGGCAAGGUCUUCACUCAGAAUUCACACCUAGUAAAUCAUCAGAGAAUUCAUACAGGUGAGAAACCGUACAAGUGCAAUGUGUGUGGCAAGGCUUUCAGUGUUUAUGCAAGCCUAACCACCCAUCAGGUAAUCCAUAGUGGAGAAAAACCUUACAAAUGCAACGAGUGUGGCAAGGUCUUCACUCAAAAUUCACACCUUGCAAGUCACCGAAGAAUUCAUACUGGAGAGAAGCCUUACAAGUGUAAUAAAUGUGGGAAAGCUUUUAGUGUGAGUUCAAGCCUAACUACCCAUCAGUUAGUUCAUACUGGAGAAAAACCUUACACAUGUAAUGAAUGUGGUAAGGUCUUUGGCCGGCGUUCAAACCUUGCGAGUCAUCAGAGAAUUCAUACUGGGCUUUUAAAAGCUUACAAAUGAGUGUGGCAAGGCUUUUAGUCAGAAUCCACUUCUUUCCCAUUAGAGAAUGCAUUAAGAAAACCUUUAUAAAUGUAAUGACUAUGGCAAACUACUAAUCAAGAGUUUAAACAUUAGUAAAUAUCAAGAAAGUUCAUACUAACCAAUUUUAUAAUGUAAUUGUAUGGCAGAGGCUUUAUCCUAGACUCACAACUCCCUAGGCAUCAAAUUAUACAUCUUGGAUGAAAUCAUACAAAUGUGAUGUACAUGCUGAGGUUAUUACCCAGUGACUCUGUAGAUGAGGAUUUAUGUGAGGAAUACCUUGGUCUCUAGUUUUCCAAGAUUAAUCUCUGAGUUACCUUUUGCAGAGGCCUGGUUAUCUUCAGGUUAUAAAAUACUUCACUUGAUGUUUCCUAAGAACAGUGCUUUAUUAUAUGUGAUAUUCAACAACAACCUUGAAAUUUGUUAGUAGUAUGCCUGCCUUCAGACUUCAUUGUGGUCUCUGGGAAGGAACUGAGAGGAUGAAAGAUCUCACUUCUUUAGGUGAGCAUCAUUUCCAUCUAGGCAUUUUGGAAAGUGAUUCUUUUUGAAGUUGAAUAUUGUCAGCAUUUUGGAAGAGGCAGAGAAUAAUUCUAAAAGCUAGUAUGUAAGUCAUGCUUGCUGUUUUCAAGGUGCCCUUCAUGGGGACUGUGAAGUAUAGGAAAGAAAUUUUCUAGCAUCUGACCAUAAAAUAGGAUAGCCCAAGACUACAGGAUCCUGGGAUUUAUGUGGGACAAGAGGAAUAUGUUAUUAAGGACUUAAGUCAUACAGAGGUGGGCAGGUCUUUGGCCUACUGGUUAAGAUACCUGUGCCACACAUCAGCACAUGCUUGCUGUUUUCAAGGUGCCCUUCAUGGGGACUGUGAAGUAUAGGAAAGAAAUUUUCUAGCAUCUGACCAUAAAAUAGGAUAGCCCAAGACUACCUAUGCCACACAUCAGCACAUGCUUGCUGUUUUCAAGGUGCCCUUCAUGGGGACUGUGAAGUAUAGGAAAGAAAUUUUCUAGCAUCUGACCAUAAAAUAGGAUAGCCCAAGACUACAGGAUCCUGGGAUUUAUGUGGGACAAGAGGAAUAUGUUAUUAAGGACUUAAGUCAUACAGAGGUGGGCAGGUCUUUGGCCUACUGGUUAAGACACCUGUGCCACACAUCAGGAGUCCCUGGACUUGAUACCCAUCUCUGAUUCCAGAAUCCUGCCACGUAGAUUCAAAGAGGCAGGAGUGAUUGGCUUCUUGCCACUAAUGUGGGAGACCUGGACUGAGUUCUUGGCUUUGACCUGGCCUGGCCUGGCCCAGCCCUGGCUGUGGAAGGUGAAUGAACCAGUGGAUGAGAUUCCUAUUUCUCUCCCUCCCCCUUUAAGUAGAUUUUUUUAAACAUUAACAUUGAAGUGCUGUUUGUUGCUGUUUGAUUCAAAAUGUAUUGUUGAUGUGAUGUCUCAAUACAAUUUAAUCUUUUGUUACCAUGAGUCAUACUACUACUCACAUAGUUUUGUUCUACCUCAGUAGGAUACUUAGAACAAUAGCUAACUAGCCUUUUUACUGUUUCUCCAUGGUUAAUUAAGAGACUAGGUUUUGCAGCUUACACAGCAGGGAUUCCAAUUCUGAUUCAUCAGUAUGUAACUGGAUGAGUCUUGCAGCCUCUUUCUGUCCUAGCUUACCUCUGAUGUGAAAUGGCAAUAUCAGCAAUACUUAGCUGGAAAUUCAAUUAUUAAACAAAAAGAAAUGGUUAAUUUUUAUUCCAAAUGUAAUUGAUAUAAAAAGAAUUACAUAGAUAACUUAAGGGAUAACUUACUAAAUAUAUUUUUGAAUGAGAACAAGUCAAAGGGCAAAUAUUGAGUGUCAGUUUUUUCUGCAAGGUUUUCUGGGUCUGAGUGAGUAAAGUAGCUCAUGGGAAGUGGCAGAAUGGUGUCAGGGAUUCUGCAGUGGAAAUACCUCCUUGUCACAAAUGGAGAUCUGGAGACUUUCUCAGUGAUACUUUCCUUUAUCAUUGUAGACGCUAGUUAUGCCCACAUGUUUAUUGUUUUAAAAACCUCAUUAGCCAACUCACUACAUUAAGAGAAUGUAUUCACCAUUUGUCAUUUCACUUCUUUCAUUGAACUAGACUUAAAAGGCUACUCAUUUUUUAAAUAUUCCUGAUUUUGCCUUCUAUUUUUAACACUUUUAAUAUUUUUAACUGUCAUCAAAAUUUGUGCAUAUUUAUGGGGUACUACAUGAUGUUUGAAUACAUCUAUAUGUUAUGUAAUGUCUAAUGAAGUAAAUAUAUAUCCUAAACAUUGCCUUUUCUUUAUAGUGAAAAAAAUCAAAAUCACAAUGUUUUUUAAAUGUACAUUUUUUUAGUUCCCCCAAAUUUGUAUUUUCAUGCCACAGAAUGUCUUCAGACAAUACCUUCAUUUGUGUAUCUCCUAAAUUUUUACUGGAGUAAUGCACAGAAGAGAAUAUUAAACAUCUGUUCUGGAUUAUAAUGUGUAAAGGGGAAGAGACUCUUUAGGUAAAAAUCAUACAAAUACAAAGUAAUUUCACUAUAGUUGAAAAUGACCCAUGGAAUAAUAUAUUGCUUAGCACCAUAAAGUGAAAAUGAUAUUUCCAUAGCUUUUGAAAAAAUGGUUCUGCAGUGAAAUUACUUAAUCAUAUUAACUGUUUAAGGAUUUCCACACAUUAAUUUUUUACUGGGCUAAUGAAAUGUUUUAGUCAACUUGAACAGUAUGUCACAAACAUUUUUAACAGUCCUAUGUGAGGCGAUAUGUGCAUCAGGAAAUGGCAUGCCUAGUAUCCUGAGUCUCCUCACGUAUCAGCUGAAUCUUUUGAAGUCAAGAGGCUUUUCCACCAGAGAAAUAAGUUGACGAAAAUUAUCUUUUUUUAAUUUGACAUGUAGAAGUUUUGGAAAAGAUUUAUUUAUUUACUUUGAAAGGCAGAGUUACAGAGAGGCAGAGGCACAGAGAGAUCUUCCAUCUGUUGGUUCACUCCCUAAUUGGCCACAAUAGCCAGAGCUGGGUUGAUCCAAAGCCAGGAGCUUCUUCCGGGUCUUCCAUGCAGGUGCACGGUCCCAAGCACCUGGGCCAUCUUCUGCCUUCCUAGGCCAUAGCAGAGAGCUGGAUCAGAAGUGGAGCUGCUGGGACUCGAACUGGUGCCCUAUGGGAUGCAGUACUGCAGGUGCUGCAUUUACUUGUUAUGCCACAGUGCUGGCCCCAACUUGUAGAAAUUGUGUUGUUUUCUGUGACCUGGGGACAAAAGCUGUAUGGAGAACUUGAAUUCAGAUUGGAAAUAUAGGAAAUACAUACAAAUGUUGAUCAGCUAGGUAGUUUUUUUAUUUAUAAUGUAAAAUAUAAAUAAUAUAAAAAGCAGUGUUCAUGGUUCACUCCCCAAAUGCCUGAAACAGCCAGGGCUGGGACAUACCCAAGCCAGGACCCUGGAACCCAGGAUGGACCUCUCCCAUGUGGGUGGCAGGCACUCAGGCCCUUGUGCCAUCAUGUGCUUUGCUCCUUGGGUGUAAAUUAAUAGGAAUUUGGAUUGUUGGUGGAGCCAGGAUUCAAACCCAAAGACUCUUCAUGGAAUGUGGGUGUCCCAAGUGGUGUCUUAACAACUGGGCCAUAUGUCUGCCCCAUGAUUUUACUUUCAAUGUCGAUAAACUGAAAGCUUGUAAUGUAAUCUCAGGAAUUAUUGAGGCUUUAGUGUACCUACAAACUAGUAAACACUAACAAUUUGAUUAUCCAAGAAAUUAUUGAACUACAUACUAUGGGGAAAAUACAUUUACAAAUCCAGAAAUGCUUUCCAAAAGUGGAGUAGAGAAAGAAAACAUUUAAAUUAAAAUACCAGAAUGUUCUGGGUAAUAGAAAUUGCUAAGAAAUUUAAGAGAAAAAACUCCCGUUUAUGCAGCCCAUUAGGUACCUGUUUUCCUGAUAAAUUAGCCCUAUAGAAAGAAGACUUAAUAUCACCAUUGAUCACACAUAGUUUAUUCUGACUCUGGUAACGAGUGUAUGAGAGGUCUUCAAAAAGUUUAUGGAAAAUGCAUGUUAUGGAAAAGAUGUCAUUUUUUGUACCAAAAUAAAAAACUUGUUAUAACAUGUCUGGAAAAUACCUACUUUGAAGACUAUCAGGGCAGCACCUAAUUGUAAAAUUGAAGCACAAAGAGGCAUCACAUUUAUGGUGACAGCUGUGUGGAAGAAUGGUGAAAUCAUUAAUGCAUUAUGAAAUGUUAUGCUCCCAGAGAAACUAGAGCCCUAAACCUAGGUCUGGUUGCUGAGAGCACCCAUGCUCAGUUACACCAAGGAUGUGAAAGGAAUUUAUUUUGCAAAGAAACAACAGGAACACAGGCAGCUAUCAAUUCCUACACUCCUCAAGAAGUUGAGGUUAAGUGUCAUAGCCAAUAAGUUGGAGGUUAUAGGUGAAUGUUCAGCUCACUUGCAGGCCUCUGGUUGGUCCACAGGAAUCAUGACCCACCU
Messenger RNA from Lepus europaeus (European hare), 8480 nucleotides. Its product is annotated as zinc finger protein 677-like. The transcript is spliced from 7 exons. Bases 106 to 4032 code for a protein of 1308 amino acids. Gene Ontology annotation, biological process: negative regulation of transcription by RNA polymerase II. Lineage: Eukaryota; Metazoa; Chordata; Mammalia; Lagomorpha; Leporidae. Gene Ontology annotation, cellular component: nucleus. Gene Ontology annotation, molecular function: DNA-binding transcription repressor activity, RNA polymerase II-specific; RNA polymerase II cis-regulatory region sequence-specific DNA binding; DNA-binding transcription activator activity, RNA polymerase II-specific. The record is from RefSeq and is a predicted model, not a curated record.